This is a messenger RNA of Protomyces lactucae-debilis, 730 nucleotides long. RefSeq lists its product as uncharacterized. The transcript has a single exon. The record is from RefSeq and is a predicted model, not a curated record. Gene Ontology annotation, biological process: N-acetylglucosamine metabolic process. Bases 34 to 675 code for a protein of 213 amino acids. Gene Ontology annotation, cellular component: cytoplasm. NCBI's taxonomy places the organism in Eukaryota, Fungi, Ascomycota, Taphrinomycetes, Taphrinales, Protomycetaceae.
UGAUCUACUCUAUUGCUUGCUCCUUGUAUCUCUAUGGUCGCGGAUGAUCAAAGCUCUAUUCUCAGAGCGCAGGCUCGCGUCAAUGCUGAUGGGUCGCCAAAGCUCACUGGAUGGGCAGAACUCGUCGACUUGGUCCGAGCCAAUGACUUGGCAGCGUUGACACGCACGCCAGCUCAGCUGGAAGAGUACUUUAGCUGGAAGCAACAAGUGCUAGAGACGUAUCCAGGUGUAGAAGCAUUUAUUCUACAAGAAAGACUGCACUGGGAGCGCAUUGAUGGCGUGGCUUCAACAGAUGCACACACCUGCACGACCCUGCAAGACGGAAGGCUCGUCUCUUCGCAGGGAUUCCAAGUGGCUGCACCUAACCUGUUCCAAGAUCAACGUGAUUGGAAGUGCCUCAAGAAUGACUUCCCUUAUGGCUUUGAGGAUGAUAUCACCCACCUCGUAGUCUGGUUGAAGCAUGCUCUGCCUCAAGACGCUGACGGUGUACUUGAGCCCGACACACAAGUGCAGGUCGAGUCCUUCAUUUACACGCACCUGUGUAAGAAUCUACCACGCGAACGCAUCGUCUUCUUUUUCAAUCCGCCCAGUCUCAAGAGCAUUGGGGCUCUUGAACACUUUCACGUCUGCUUGCAGGGUGUCGACUACCGUGAGUACGUCACGAGCCAUUCAUAGAGCAGAGUUCAAUCAUCCGUGCCGAGCAGUGUGUCUAGUAAUUGUCCAACUUUGU